Haliotis rubra (blacklip abalone) is the source of this 2685-nucleotide messenger RNA. Its product is annotated as cytochrome P450 3A21-like. Gene Ontology annotation, molecular function: steroid hydroxylase activity; oxidoreductase activity, acting on paired donors, with incorporation or reduction of molecular oxygen; heme binding. The record is from RefSeq and is a predicted model, not a curated record. Lineage: Eukaryota; Metazoa; Mollusca; Gastropoda; Lepetellida; Haliotidae. Bases 84 to 1595 code for a protein of 503 amino acids. The transcript is spliced from 14 exons.
GUUCCCAUUACGCCAUAUCUAGGACACGUGAUGUUUUGUUCGGUGAUAUAAGAGCCGUUUACUCGUUCAGUUGUCAUAUCGACAUGGAGAUCUUGGGGCUUGUGGACGUGCCGCUGUAUCUCCUACUGUGCUUGGCGGCCACAGUGCUGAUAUACAUAUAUGGAACAUGGAACUACAAUUACUUCAAGAAGCAGGGCAUCCCGGGGCCAGCACCAACGCCUUGUGUUGGAAACAAUGUUGGUCAGAAUUUCGGCCAUAAAGUGUACGCAUGGAGUAAGCUAUAUGGAGAUGUUUUUGGUGUCUUCCUUGGAAGGACACCCGCCUAUGUUAUCUCCGAUCUUGAAGUUCUGAAACAGGUUAUGGUCAAGAGUUUUGACAAUUUCAGAAACCGGACGGCAUUGAAAUUUCCCUUUCCCUUUAAUUUAUCAUUGAUAAACUUGGAAGACGCAGCGUGGAAGAGAGUGAGAAAUACCAUCAGUCCUACCUUCACUGGUGUCAAACUGAAGCAGAUGUGUGGAUCUAUCAACGAUUGUGGAAGGACUCUUACAACAAACUUCUCAAAGGUCAUGGGGGAAAACCGUGGAAUCAAUGUAAAAGACUACUUUGGAGCUUUCUCUAUGGAUGUGAUUUGCCAAACUGCCUUUGGGAUUAAGGUUGAUUCACAAACUGAUUUCAACCACCCGUUUGUCGUUAAUGCUAAGAGGUUAUUCCAACCAACAAAACUAGCACAGGCUUUCUCGGUAGUGUCAGGUGCAGUUCCACCACUUGAACCGAUCAUCGCUAAGCUCGGCUUGGGAGUCUUUCCACGGGACACCAUAGACUUCUUUGAGACGAUCACCAGUGAACUGAUGAAACAGCGAGGAAAUGAUAAAACACACCACCAACAGGGAACAGACUUCCUGAAACUGAUGAUGGAUGCUUCAAUCGAGGGAAAAGAUGACAACGCUAAUGAUCAAACGGUCAAACAUUCAGUCAGGCAUCUAUCGAGGGAUGAAGUAAUUGCUCAGUCCAUAACGUUUUUUAUCGCUGGUUACGAAACUACAGCGUCCACCCUUACCUUCAUAUCUCACUGCCUGGCCAUGAACCCGGAUGUACAAGAGAAGGCCUACAAUGAAAUCAAAGAAAUGUUGGGAAAUGAAGAACCAACCUAUGAGAACAUUGGGAAACUGAAGUAUUUGGACAACGUGAUCUCAGAGACGCUCAGACUCUACCCGCCAGGCUAUUUGAUCACCCGGUCUGUUUCUGAGACCAUUGAGAUCAAGGGCCUAACUUUCUCUAAGGGUCAAACUGUCUUCAUUCCUGUGAUGGCUAUACACAGAAAUCCUGAGCUCUACGAAGAUCCUGAUUCCUUCAAGCCAGAAAGGUUUGAAGAUCAAGACAAAACUAUGGCCUUCCAAGCUUUCGGGUAUGGACCAAGGAUCUGUAUUGGGAUGCGGCUAGCCCUGACUGAAGUUAAAGUAGCCUUGAUCAAUGUUCUGAGGGCAGUGAAGUUUGAACGCGUGCCCGAUACACCGGAAGUACUGACGUUUGGUCCGAACCCAAACGUUCUUCAAACAGACAUUGACAUCAUACUGAAAGUGUCUCCAAGAUGUUGAAAACAGCAAAAAUGCAACGACAGUUCCCAGGAUGUAUCUGAGACUAUGAUACAAAUUGUGUACAUAUUACGACCACCAAACCAAUGAAUAUAUACGCUGUACCACUUUACGUCAGUGGUCAUUGAUAUUGAAUCUUUUCAUUCUUGAACUUUGAUUGUUUUGUAAUACGUCACGCCGAAGACCCGGAUUCGAUUCCCCACAUGGGUACAAUGUAUGAAGUCCAUUUCUGAUGUUACCCGUCGCGAUAUUGCUUGAAUAUUGUUAUAAGGGGCGUAAAACUAAAUUGAUUCAUUCACUACUAGCGGGAAACGGGAAACAUAUUCAAGGAGAAUGUUGGGACUCUCGACUUCAGAGUUUAGAUGACUUUUCUUCCAUUGACCCGGAAUCAGUUAAUGCCCGCAUUCAAGUGUAUACAUUUCAGAUACUCUCCUGCUUCCGUGACAUACGGAAAUGUCUACAUCUCAUUAUAACUACUGAAUACAUUUUACCAUUAGUUACUGUAAUAAUACAUAGUAAAGACGAUAUUUAAACACAAGAGGGUGUUUAACACAAAAAGAGAACAAGGAAUUUUAAAUAUUCAUUUGUCUGUCAGGCAAAAUCACGUAUAAUCACGACACUACCGCUGUCAUAGAACAUAUAUUGUACAUGGUUAAUAUCUUAAUGUUUGCGCUGUGUGUAUUCAUACCAAUACGCCGAACAUAUUCUAUCAGCUUUUCAAUGUUCAAUUGUAUACUGUAUCAAAUCAAGAUGUCAACAUAACCAUGGGUCUACCGCCGACAUGUAACGUAUAUUGUAGAUCUAUAAUUGUAUUUUAAUGUUUGUGCUGCGUAUAUUCAUGUAAAUGCAUUGAACAUAUUCUAACUGCUUACACAUUCAGUUGCACAUUUGGUGUAGUAUCUGUAGCUGGAAAGUCAAGCACGAAAAUAUAGUGGUAAUGCUUGUAAUUCAGAUGAACAUGUAUUCAUACAGAAUUCUCACGAAUGAGUCUAAUUUGCUUUCUUUACGUACUUUUAAAAGCUCUUAAUGCUGCAUGUUUGGUGUUCUUUAUUUGCCUGUAUUCAUUUACACUGAAUAAACUCAAUAGAAUGCU